Messenger RNA from Cornus florida, 4530 nucleotides. RefSeq lists its product as uncharacterized. Bases 1 to 4530 code for a protein of 1509 amino acids. Gene Ontology annotation, biological process: cell surface receptor signaling pathway; protein phosphorylation. Gene Ontology annotation, molecular function: calcium ion binding; polysaccharide binding; protein serine/threonine kinase activity. The record is from RefSeq and is a predicted model, not a curated record. Lineage: Eukaryota; Viridiplantae; Streptophyta; Magnoliopsida; Cornales; Cornaceae. Gene Ontology annotation, cellular component: plasma membrane. The transcript is spliced from 7 exons.
AUGCAGUUGUUCCGAGUCGCGAGGAUUUUCGCAUCAAAAAGCCUUGACGGCAUUGUAAUUGGCAGCGAAAAUCCACAUUUUGUGAUCCUAGUGAAGCCCCAAGUGGCGAAACCCAGUUCAUCUCUGGUGAUGAACAACAGAACUGAACUGACCCAAUUCCGACGAGCUCCUAGUGUCAAUGAAACCAAACUCAGUUCCGGCGAGUCCCAAGUAGCAAAUCCCAGUUCAUAUCGGCUUCUAGUCAGAGUAAUUAGUGAUGAUGGCGUCAGGGCUCUAUUUUGGGUCUUGGGUUCUCUGUGGUGGAAGCUAUGUUGUGACAAGAAUGAAGGUGAAGGCUUGGUGGUAGUUGUGGGUGGUGUCAAUUUGUUUUUUGAAAGUUGUUACCUCAGAAGAGCUUUCCGUGUAACCUGUAAGGACUCCAACAAUCUAUUUCUAGGAAACACCACCAUACCUGUUAUUAACAUAUCAGAACUCAAUGGCGAGUUGCGAAUCUCCAGUCAGGUAGCCGUGGUAUGUUAUAACCAAUCGGGUGGAUUGAUUCGCCGCGUUCGACCAUGGGUGAGAGUUCCCAUAUUCCCCCUCUCACACGCCAAAAACAAGUUCACAGUCAUAGGUUGUGACUCCUACGCCUAUGUGAGAGGUUCUCUGGGAGUUAAGUACUCCACCGGGUGCAUGUCCCUGUGUGAUGCUAUUGAUGAUGUGGUCAGUGGUUCAUGCUCUGGCAUCGGUUGUUGCCAAACAACAAUCCCAGAAGGAGUCACGGAUUUUAAUUUGAGCGCCAGAAGUUUCAAUAACCAUACAGAUAUUGUGGACUUCAAUCCCUGCAGCUUCGCUUUUGUUGUCGAAAAUGGCUUGUAUAACUUUUCCAGGGUACAUCUUUCCAAUUUAAGCAACAUUGAGAGGAUGCCAAUGGUGCUUGAUUGGGCCAUUCCCAAUCAAACUUGUGCGGAAGCCAAAAGGAAUAUAAGCAACUACUUAUGUGGGGAAAAUAGCAUCUGCAAUGACACAAAUAUUAAUGGUAAAGGGUAUCGCUGCCAUUGUUCUCAAGGUUACCAGGGGAACCCCUACCUUCCAAAUGGUUGCCAAGAUAUCAACGAGUGCUCAAUUCCUGGACUCAAUCCGUGCACGGAUGUUUGUCAAAACAAAGAGGGGACUUUUACUUGUACUUGCCCAAGAGGGUAUCACGGGGAUGGCAGAAAAGAUGGCCAAGGUUGCAUUUCAAAUAAAUUAUGGCUAAAGCUCUCUGCAGGUUUUGGGGUAACCAUUGUGGUGUUAGUUGUGGGAGGUUCUUUGUCAUGUUGGUGGAUCAAGAGAAGGAGAAACUUCAUUAAGUAUAAAAAAAGAUUUUUUCAGCAAAAUGGUGGUUUAAUGAUAAAACAACAGCUCUCAGCGCUGGACAGUUCAGUUGAGAAAGCUAAAAUCUUUAGCAUAGAAGAGCUCAAGAACGCAACCAAUGACUUCCAUGAAAGUUCGAUCAUAGGUCGAGGAGGGUUUGGUACAGUUUACAGAGCAGUUCUACCCCAAAACAAAAUAGUUGCUAUCAAGAAGUCUACAAAAGUUGAUCAAAGUCAAAUUGAGCAAUUUGUUAAUGAGGUGGUUGUGCUGUCCCAAAUCAACCAUAGAAAUGUGGUUAAACUGUUGGGCUGUUGUUUAGAGGAUGAAGUCCCCUUACUUGUUUAUGAAUUUAUCACAAAUGGGACUUUAUACCACCAUCUCCAUGAAGUACCCCAAGGAUCCUCCAUUCCAUGGGAAAUUCGUCUAAGGAUAGCCAAAGAAACCGCAAGUGCGCUUUCUUAUUUGCACUCAGCUGCUUCCACACCUAUCAUUCAUAGAGACGUUAAGUCUACUAACAUACUCUUAGAUGAUAACUUUACCACAAAAGUCUCUGACUUUGGAGCUUCAAGGUUAGUUCUAUUAGAUAAAACACAAUUGACAACAAUGGUUCAAGGAACAUUUGGAUAUUUAGAUCCUGAAUAUUUUCAUACAGGUCAUUUGUCAGAAAAAAGUGAUGUCUAUAGCUUUGGAGUAGUACUUGUGGAGUUACUUACAGGGAAAAUGCCGCUUUCUUUUGAUCGGCCAGAGAAUGACAGAAAUUUAGCCACAUUUUUCAUCUCUUCAAUGAAAGAGAAUCGCUUAUCCUUUAUUUUAGACAAUCGUAUUGUGAAUGAGGGUAAUGUAGAUCAGGUACGUGAAGUUGCUAAUCUUGCACAGAAUUGCUUACGAUUGAAGGGGGAGGAACGACCAACAAUGACUGAAGUGGCAAUGGAGCUUGAGGGGCUAAUGCGAGUGAACAAACACCUUUGGACCAGUGUUGAAGUAAAUCAAGAGGAGACCGAGUACCUGCUUGGUGAACCGUUGGAUUUCAGCUGCACUAGCACUACAGCUGCCAAGCAGGGUUGCCAAGACAGCUGUGGCAACGUUAGUAUCCCAUAUCCAUUCGGCACAGAGCCAGGCUGUUACUAUAGUCAUGAAUUUCUCAUAACUUGUAACAACAUUUCCAAUCCUCCCAAGCCUUUCCUAACAAAUAGUAGUAUUGAUGUCACCAACAUUUCACUCCAUGGUCAGCUGCAAAUCUUGCAAUAUAUAGCCUAUGACUGCUACACGCAGUCGGGUAGACAGAUCUCACAUAACGUACCCUGGCUCAGUUUGUCCAAAUUCAGUAUUUCCAGUACCAAAAACAAGUUCAUAGCAAUUGGUUGCGACACUUACGCGACCAUUCAAGCUUACCAAGGUGAGAGGAAAUAUGCGAGUGGGUGCAUGUCCAUUUGUGACAGCUUGGACUAUGUUACCAACUGGUCUUGUUCUGGAAUUGGUUGUUGUCAAACAUUGAUUCCAAAAGGAGUAAGAUAUUAUGAAGUGACAUUGGAUAGCUUUUCCAAUCAUACAAGUGUGUGGAAUUUCAGCCCCUGUAGUUAUGCCUUUGUUGUUGAAGAGGAUAAGUUCAACUUCUCCUCGGACUAUCUUAGUGAUUUAAAGAAUGUAGAAAAGCUUCUAGUGGUUCUCGAUUGGUCAAUCGGAAAUGAGACGUGUGAAGUUGCUAGAAACUCCUCUGGAUACGCAUGUAAAGAUAAUAGCAACUGUUAUGAAGUUGAUUAUGGUUCUGGGUACCGUUGCAAUUGCUCGGAGGGUUACUAUGGAAACCCAUACCUUCCUAAUGGUUGCCAAGAUAUCAAUGAAUGUCAUGAUCAAACACUCAAUGAUUGUGAAAAAAUUUGUGACAAUACAGCCGGGAAUUACACGUGUUCUUGUCCCAAGGGGUAUCAUGGAGAUGGCAGAAAAAAUGGAACUGGCUGCACUGCUGAUCAACUACUGGUAAUUAAGAUUGUUCUGGGUAUCUCAAUAAGUGUUGCUGUUCUACUUGUGGGUUUCACUUGGUUGUACUUGGGACUCAAGAAAAGAAAGCUCAUUAGGCUCAAAGAGAAGUUCUUUCAGCAAAAUGGUGGUUUAAUGUUGCAACAGCAACUCUCUAGACGGGAAGGAUCCACCGAAACAGCAACAAUUUUCACAGCCGAAGAGCUUAAAAAGGCCACUGACAACUACAGUGAUGACAGGAUUGUAGGACGAGGAGGUUAUGGUACAGUUUUCAAAGGAACUUUAACAGAUAACAGAGUAGUAGCCAUCAAAAAGUCCAAAUUAGUAGAUCAAACCCAAAUAGAACAAUUCAUCAAUGAGGUGAUUGUACUCUCCCAAAUCAAUCACAGAAAUGUGGUCAAGCUUUUGGGUUGUUGUUUAGAAACAGAAGUCCCUUUAUUAGUUUAUGAGUUCAUCACAAACGGAACUCUCCAUGACCACAUACAUAAUGAAAGGAAGACGUCUUCACUUUCCUGCCAAACUCGUCUAAGGAUAGCAGCUGAAACUGCCGGAGUGCUGUCUUAUUUGCAUUCUGCGGCUUCGAUUCCUAUCAUCCAUAGAGAUGUCAAGCCUACAAACAUACUCUUAGAUGACAAUUACACUGCAAAAGUGUCUGAUUUUGGAGCAUCAAGGUUAGUUCCCCUUGAUCAAAUGCAGUUAUCCACAUUGGUGCAAGGAACUCUUGGAUACUUGGACCCUGAGUAUUUGCAAACAAGUCAAUUGACUGAGAAAAGCGAUGUUUAUAGCUUUGGGGUUGUCCUUGUGGAAUUGCUAACAGGAAGGAAGGCAGUCUCAUUUGAUAGGCCAGAGGAGGAGAGAAAUCUAGCUAUUUAUUUUCUUUUUGCGUUGAAAGAAGAUCGUUUGUUUGAAGUUCUUGACCACAGUAUUGUUUAUGAAGGAAAUACUGAGCAGCUCAAAGAGGUUGCUGUUCUUGCAAAGAGGUGUUUACGAGUAAAUGGGGAGGAAAGACCUAGUAUGAAAGAAGUAGCAAUGGAACUGGAGGGACUAAGAAAGAUGGAGAAACAUCCAUGGGUUAAUGAUGAAUUAAAUUAUGAAGAAACUGAGUACCUGCUAGGUGACACGUCGGACUCUUAUGGAUUUGGAGUUGCGCAUAAGACAAUAGGUGAGUAUGAUAGCACGAGAGGGCAUAUUGUUCUGCCAUUAGAUGGUGGGAGGUGA